This is a messenger RNA of Passer domesticus (house sparrow), 4979 nucleotides long. RefSeq lists its product as uncharacterized. Gene Ontology annotation, biological process: DNA integration. The transcript is spliced from 2 exons. The coding region runs from base 2903 to 4060 and encodes 385 amino acids. NCBI's taxonomy places the organism in Eukaryota, Metazoa, Chordata, Aves, Passeriformes, Passeridae. The record is from RefSeq and is a predicted model, not a curated record. Gene Ontology annotation, molecular function: nucleic acid binding; RNA-DNA hybrid ribonuclease activity.
GCCCUUGUUCUGUCACUUCAGUUGCUGACAAAGAGUCCUCUCCCACUUCCCUGUAGGUCAGGAUGUUCCUGCAGGGUCACACAUGUGGCUGAAGCUGCAGCCAGGAGAGAGAGAAGCCAAGCUGGCAGAGAGAGGAAAUGGGGAAAGUGACAUGAGAGAUGAGAGAAGAAGGAAAAAGUAGAGACAUGCAAGGCAUUGGGUUGGGUGAUUUGUGGCAUUCCUGCCUUUUAUUAGAGGCCAGGUUCUCUGGUGCACUCAAUGACUGUGUGAUUGCGGCGUGUCCACAGUGAGGCCGUGUGAGCGAGCUGCACUCCCAGAGGCCGGAGCACACUUGCUUCAAGUGCUGAUGAAUGAGGCCAGAGAUGGGUCUUUGUGUGGAACUCCAAACGCUGUGCAUUGCCAUGAAGAGUGUUGUCCUGGGUUGACUAUAUGAUGCUUUUAUCCCCAAUCGUCUUGUUCUGUUUACGCUGAAUAAUAUGUUUUAAACCUUUAAGACUCUCUUCCAGACAGUGAGGACGGGAGGGAAGAAGCGCACAGUUUGUUUUCAGACUGCUCUCACUCCUCCACAUUCCUGCUCCUGGACUGUGUUGUCUGCGGAUGGACAGACAGCCGGACAGAGCUCCUUUUUUCCCUUUUUCUUUUUUUUAGUUAGUUUUAGCUGGCUGAGGCAAAGAAGUUCUCCAGAUUGUGAUUUUUUUCCUUUUUUCUUGGACCUGUUCAAGCCUGCUCUGCACUGAACACCCAGAAGAGCACCGGCAGCUCCACCUGUAGCCCCUGGCCAGGCCUAGGCCGCGGCGUUUCCAGCACCAGAGACUGAUCAGAGACUGAGUGAGCCAAGCUGCAACCAGGAGAGAGGACUGUUCUGAGUUUGCUUUCCUUGGAUCAAGAAAACAUGAAGCUAUAAGAUGAAAAAUCCACCGCUGCUCUGGCCCGAAAAGUACGUGAAUUAAAAGAAGACAAAGCUCAGAGAAGAAGUUCCACCACAAGGAAAGCAGCUCCAGUUACCCAUAGCCGAACUGCCAGGUAUGAUAAUAAUAAUGACAUGUCUAAUCCCCUUGAAAAAACCUCUAAGACAUAUGCCCAAAGAAAGAAAGAUAACCAAGCUUAGAGGAGCCCUGCCGCUAGCCAAGUAGAAGCUAAAAAAAAUCGUGUUUUCUGGACAGUAUAGAUUCGUUGGCCUGGCACAUCAGAACCACAAAAGUAUAAAGCUUUAGUCAACACUGGUACACAGUGUACCAUAAUUCCAUCAAGACACGUAGGGACAGAAUCCGUUUCUAUCGCUGGUGUGACAGGGAGAUCACAAGACUUCACUUUAGUAGAAGCUGAUGUGAGCUUGACUGAGAAUGAGUAGAAGAAACAUCCUAUUGUGACUGGCCCAAAAGCCCCAUGUAUCCUGGGCAUAGAUUAUCUGUGAAGUAGGUAUUUCAAAGACCCAAAAGGACUGAAGUAAGCAUUUAAGAUAGCAACUAUAGUAACAGAGGGCGUCCAGCAAUUGAAUACCUUGCUUAGACUGUCUGAAAAUCCAUCUACAAUAAAGCUUCUAAAGAGAAAAGAACAACAAGUACCAAUUGCCACUUCCACAGCACAUUGUCGACAAUAUAAAACCACUCGAGAUGCUGUAAUUCCCAUCCAUAAGAUGAUGUGAGAGCUAGAGAGCCAAAGAAUAGUCAACAAAACCCACUCACCCUUCAACAGCCCCAUCUAGCCUGUGCAUAAAUCUAAAAGAGAAUAGAGACUGACGGUUAACUACCGUGCAUUAAAUAAAGUGAGUCCACCACUGAGCGCUGCUGUACGAGACAUAUUAGAGCUCCAGUAUGAGCUUGAGUCCAAAGCAGCGAAGUAGUAUGCCACUAUCAAUAUUGCCAAUACAUUUUUCUCCAUUCCGCUGACAGCAGAAUGCAAGCCUCAGUUUGCCUUCACCUAGAGAGGUGUGCAGUACACUUGAAACCGACUGCCCCAGGAGUAGAAGCACAGUCCUACCAUCUGCCAUAGACUGAUCCAAAGUACACUAGAAAAAGGUAAAACUCCAGAACAUCUGCAGUAUAUUGAUGACAUCAUUAUAUAGGGGAAGACAGCAGCAGAAGUGUUUGAGAAAAGAGAGAAAAUUAUCCAAAUUCUCCUGAAAGCCGGCUUUACCAUCAAGAAGAGCAAAGUCAAAAGACCUGCUCAAGAAAUCCAGUUUCUAAGAGUAAAGUAGCAAGACGAACAGCGUCAGAUUCCCACUGAUGUCAUCAACAAGAUAACAGCAAUGUCUCCACCAUCCAACAAGAAGGAAACACAAGCUUUCCUAAGUGCCAUAGGUUUUUAGAAAAUGCACAUUCCUGAAUAUAGUCAAAUCGUGAGCCCUCUCUAUCUAGUCACCCAUAAAAAGAACACUUUCCACUAGAGCCCUGAACAGCAACAAGCCUUCGUCCAAAUUAAGCAAAAAAUCGCUCAUGCAGUAACCCUUAGCCCAGUCAAAACAAGACCAGAUGUGAAAAAUGUGCUCUAUUCUACAGCCGGGAACCAUGGUUUGUCCUAGAACUUGUAGCAGAACGUGCCUGAAGAGACUCGAAGCCGACCACUGGGAUUUUAGAGUCGAAACUACAGAAAGUCUGAAGCCAACUAUACUCCAACAGAGAAAGAAAUUUUAGGAACCUAUAAAAGAGUCCAAACUGCCUCAGAAGUAAUAAACACCGAAGCACAACUCCUCCUGGCACCCCGACUACCAGUACUGGGGUGGAUGUUCAAAGCAAAAGUUCCCUCUACCCACCAUGCCACCAGUGCUACAUAAAAUAAGUAGAUUGCUCUCAUAACAGAGCGUGCCCGUAUUAGAAAGCUGAAUCGCCCUGAAAUUCUAGAAAUAAUUACAAACUAGCCAGAAAGUAAAAACUUCAGUCUCACUGAUAAAGAAGAACAAGAAAUGACACAUGCUGAAGAAGCUCCUCCAUAUAACCAACUGCCAGCGGAAGAAACACAAUAUGCUCUUUUUACUGAUGGUUCCUGUCGCAUGGUAGGAAUGAAUCGGAAGUGGAAAGCAGCCGUAUGGAGCCCCACACGACAGGUUGCAGAGGCCACUGAAGGAGAAGAUGGAUCAAGCCAACUUGCUGAACUCAAAGCUGUUCAACUGGCCUUGGACAUUGCUGAAAGAGAGAGGUGGCCAAAGCUCUACCUCUACACUGAUUCAUGGAUGGUAGCCAACGCUCUGUGGGGAUGGCUGGAGAGGUGGAAAGAGGCUAAUUGGCAGCGUAGAGGAAAACCAGUUUGGGCUGUUGAAGAGUGGAAAGACAUCGCUACCAGGGUAGGGAGGCUACCUGUGAAGGUCCGCCAUGUAGAUGCCCAUGUCCCCAAGAGUAGAGCUAAUGAGGAGCACAAGAACAAUGAGCAGGUAGACCAGGCUGCAAAGAUAGGGGUGUCCAAGAUAAACCUAGAUUGGGAGCAUAAGGGAGAGUUAUUCCUAGCUCGAUGGGCCCAUGAUGCCUCAGGUCAUCAGGGUAGAGAUGCCACCUAUAAGUGGGCACGAGACCGAGGGGUGGAUUUAACCAUGGACAGUAUUUCUCAAGUUAUCCACAACUGUGAGACGUGUGCUGCCAUCAAACAGGCCAAGCGGGUGAAGCCCCUAUGGUAUGGUGGGCGGUGGUCCAAGUACAAGUGUGGGGAGGCCUGGCAGAUUGACUACAUCACACUGCCCCAGACACGCCAAGGCAAGCGCUACGUGCUCACAAUGGUAGAAGCCACCACAGGAUGGUUGGAGACCUACCCUGUGCCUCAUGCUACUGCCUGUAAUACCAUCCUGUGCCUGGAAAAGCAAGUCCUGUGGAGACAUGGUACCCCUGAGAGGACUGAGUCAGGGAAUGGGACUCAUUUCAAGAACAGCCUUAUCAGCACCUGGGCCAGAGAACAUGGCAUUGAGUGGGUGUACCAUAACCCCUACCAUGCACCAGCUGCGGGCAAAGUGGAAAGGUACAAUGGGCUGCUAAAAAGCACCUUAAAAGCCUUAGGUGGGGGAUCUUUCAAAAAUUGGGAGCAGCAUUUGGCAAAGACCACCUGGUUAGUUAAUACCCAAGGCUCUACUAACUGAGUGGGCCCUGCCCAAUCUGAGCCUUUGCAUAGAGUAGAUGGAGACAAAGUCCCAGUGGUACAUGUCAGCGGUUUGUUAGGGAAGACAGUUUGGAUCAAUCCUGCCUCGAGUACAGACAAACCCAUUUGCGGGGUUGUUUUUGCUCAGGGACCAAGUUGCACAUGGUGGAUAAUGCAAAAAGAUGGAAGAACACGAUGUGUACCUCAGGGAGAUCUGAUUGUUGGGUGAGAACCAUGUAUAAAUAUCACUGUUUGCUGAAUGUUGCCACCAUUGUCUGUGUAUAGCUGUAUAUUAGAUGUAUAAUGUAUGUGUUUGUAGAGUUAGAAUAUAUAUAUUAGUUUUAGUAGUAAGCCGAUGAUAUGGGGAUAAGGGGUGGAAUGUCCUGGGUUGACUAUAUGAUGCUUUUAUCCCCAAUCGUCUUGUUCUGUUUAUACUGAAUAAUAUGUUUUACACCUUUAAGACUCUCUUCCAGACAGUGAAGAGGGGAGGGAAGAAGCGCACAGUUUGUUUUCAGACUGCUCUCACUCCUCCACAUUCCUGCUCCUGGACUGUGUUUUCUGCGGAUGGACAGACAGCCGGACAGAGCUCCUUUUUCCCUAUUUCUUGCUUUUAGUUAGUUUUACCUAGCUGAAUCAAAGAAGUUCCCUGGACUGUGAUUUUUUCCUUUGUUCUUGGACCUGUUCAAGCCUGCUCUGGACUGAACACCCAGAAGAGCACCAGCAGCUCCACCUGUAGCCCCCCUGUCUGGGCCUGGGCAGCAGCAUUUCCAGCACCAGAGAGACUGAUCAAAGACUGAGUGAGCCGAGCUGCAACCCGGGGAGGUGACUGUUCUGAGUUUGCUUGUUUUUUUGGAUCAGUGAAAAGUUUUGUUGUUUAAUAUUGUUUGGGUUCUAUUGUUUAAUAAACAGGUUUCUUUCCA